AUGGCGUACAAGCGGUCCCGCGCCGCAUAUGAAGACGAUCUCCCCGGAUCCCCCUUCGUCUUCUACGGCACCCCGUUACCCCCGGGCGAUCGUGAUGCGCGAGACGAUGGCUCGUACGUGCCGCUGUGGAAGCAGGAGGUCAGAGACGAGAGGGGGCGGAAGCGUCUGCAUGGUGCUUUCACCGGUGGAUUCAGUGCUGGAUACUUCAAUACGGUAGGGUCCAAGGAAGGAUGGACGCCCUCGACCUUUGUCUCGUCUCGCAAGAACCGGGCCAAGGACAGCAAGGACCAGCAGCAGAGGCCAGAAGAUUUCAUGGACGAGGAGGAUCUACGAGAGGCAGAGGAAGCAAGGGAGUUGCAGACGUCCACCAAGUUCGACGGUAUCGUGUCAACGGCUACAGAUGCCAUCAGAGACACAGGGCUGGUCGACCUGUUCAGCUCGUCGGGGGAUACGGUUGGAGUUCGACUGCUGAAAAGGAUGGGAUGGAAGGAAGGCCAGGGGAUAGGACCCAAGGUGCGAAGACGGGCAAACCUCGACGACGACCAUCAAGAUGAAGACGAUGGCCAGACAUACCUCUUUGCGCCAGAGAAUACUCCGUUGAUAGCGUUUGUGGAUAAAUAUGACCGCAAGGGCAUCGGUUUCGAAGGAGAGCAGCGCCUGGAUAAGACUAUCAUCUCGCGCAGUAGUGACAACACAGCUGGUACCAUACCCACUGCGAAGUCAUCCACAGUUGAGAAAAAGACGCAAAAGACCAAGCCACGGCGGCUAGGAGGAUUUGGCGUCGGAGUGCUGAACGACACUGGAUCCGAUGACGAGGACCCGUACGAGAUCGGGCCUAAUAUCUCAUACAACAGAACCAUCGAGAGCUCCAAGAAGAACUCCAAGGCCAAAAGAAGCGCAGAGAUUUCACGGCCAGCUAUCAGAUCAUCAAACCCGCUGCUAGAUACCAAACCCGUCUUUAUUUCGAAAAGGGCCGCGGCCGGUGGCGGUGGUGUCGCAAGGGACAAAGACAGGUCUGGCUUCAGAAAGUGCCAUGACGGACGGCUGCCGCUGGACGGCUUCAUCCUCAGCGUACAGAUCGAUCUCACCCCGCGGAACAAACGAUAUGAUCCUCCCAAGGUGCCCGAAGGCUGGGUGCCUGCAAAGACAGCAACAACUACGGCUAAUACUACUACUACUUCUGCACCGCCAGCCCAGCAGGUUUCGCUGGCCGAAGCUGCCAGGGCGUCCACCCUCGACCCCAAGGCCCGGGCAGCACUAUUAGGAGAGGCACAGCUGCCAGGCAAGUCUGUGUUCGACUACAUGACUCCCGAGGCCCGCGAGAAGAUUGCUCUAGCAACUGGACGAACCGAUUUACCGCCCGCGUUGGGUGAGAAGGCGCCUCAGGGGUUCGAGGCGUCAGAUAGCCAGAAACGAAGAGAUAUAUGGAACCUCAUUCCCACUCUAGACAAAGACGCCGCCAUACAGGCUCUGAGCCGGGGCGCAAGCGGCUGGAUGCCUUAUGCCGAAGACGAGAGCAAACGGAACCGCUACAGGUCCUUCCUCGAGGUUCGAGCUGGUAUCGUAACCGACCGCCUGCCAGACCGUCUCCCAGGCUCCUCGACAGACGAAUGGAUCACAGAGCUGCGCGAAUUCGCGCGUGCUGCAGAGGUCUUCAAGCCGAUAUCCGGUCUCAUGGCCUCCCGCUUCACUUCGUCGACUUCUACAUCCACGCAGCCCGGUAUGGAAUCCGGCAGCAGCGGCAGCGGCAGCACACCUUUACUUACCAGACGAGAGGCCAAACCGGAAGACCCAACUGAAUCAGCUGCGAAGCUAGGGAUGUACGGUCCAAUGACCCGUCUUCUGCGACCGUUUGCGCCCGCCAGACUGCUCUGCAAGCGUUUCAACGUCCGCGUCCCUAGCGGCACCAAACAUGACGGCGGAAUAGCCGGUCUAUCCGACUUUGCAGGCCUCGAGGCCCAUGCUGAGCCGCCGCCGCCGCUCGUGUCAAAGGAAACCAUGCAUCAGCUGAUGAUGGAGUCUGGCCGGAAAAUAAUUCCAUCUCCUGCAUCUGGCGCUGGUUCUGGCUCUGGUUCUGGCCCUGGCCCGGCUAUGCCGGCGGAGCAGCCACCCGCGCAACCGGCAGCAGUUGACCCUGAACGCAACGAAGCCCUCGAAGGCGAGCGACCGGGCGAGGCGGUAUUCAAAGCGAUCUUUGGUAGCGAUGACGAGGACGAAGACGAGUAA
This is a messenger RNA of Trichophyton benhamiae CBS 112371, 2226 nucleotides long. RefSeq lists its product as uncharacterized. Gene Ontology annotation, biological process: mRNA processing. The transcript has 2 exons. Lineage: Eukaryota; Fungi; Ascomycota; Eurotiomycetes; Onygenales; Arthrodermataceae. The record is from RefSeq and is a predicted model, not a curated record. Gene Ontology annotation, molecular function: RNA binding. The coding region runs from base 1 to 2226 and encodes 741 amino acids. Gene Ontology annotation, cellular component: nucleus.